AUGACGCCAUCGCCAUCGGCGAUACUGCUGGGGCCACCGACCAGGCACGCAAACACGGUUAUAUUCAACGCAUCGACAAGCAAGCUGAACAGUUCAGUCUCAAAUGCGACGUACAUUCGUCCCAUCGGUGCCGGACCGGGAACCAUGCCCCUGUACUACGACUCCGUGACGUCUGAAGUUGUCGUGUCGUCGGGGUCGUUGGCAACUACCGGUGCUGAUGGUACCUCGGUCACUGGGAUACACGUUGACUCCUCUGGUAAAUUGGUCGUCGAUUUUACUGAUAGUUCUACCGCCGUUAUUGACGGCGCCCUCAUGGGAAAUGUACACGGCCCACCGGGUACAAUCGGACCCACUGGGCCUGCUGGUGAACAGGGUCCCAGCGUAUCGUCCCUUGAAAUUACCGCUGGGGGUGGUCUAAUGACUACCCUCACGGACGGUACGACGACCAUAACUAGUAAUAUCAAGGGAACUACAGGUCCCUCGGGGGCUGGGAUUAAAACCAUGGAACUUGUCGCUGAUUCGCUCGUUUUCACCCUCACAGACAACAGUGUUGUAACCAUCCCAGGUGCGUCCACUGUGAGUGGUGACGCAGGACCUGACUUCAUUGACGUUAACCUGACAAACAGUACCAUGACCAUUGAGUACUCGGACGGCCAUACAAUGUCUAUACCAAACGUCAAAGGGGCGACAGGCGCAACUGGUAGUGAAGGUGCCAUGGGACCCGAAGGACCACCUGGUGCCAACGCAGGUUCGGGUAUAACAGGAGCCACGGGCGCCAAGGGUCCUGGAGGACCCACGGGACCAACUGGUGCCACUGGUGCCACUGGUGCCACUGGCCCUGAUUCAACCGGGACUGGUGGUACGGGUGGUACGGGUGUUACCGGCCCAGCUGGACAAGAUGGAAAUGAUGUAUAUCCAACAUUUCCCACAUCCACAUGCUACGGCGACUACUUGCGGUGGGACGGGACGGAUUGGGUUCCUGGGGGUGGAAGGGUUGCAAUUGGAUGUCUAGCCGGUGAGCAAAAUCAGAGCGCAAAUGGUGUAACAAUAGGAGACCAGGCGGGGCAGUUUGACCAGGGUGUUGAUUCAGUAGCUAUCGGAUACCGUGCGGGCAAUACAUCCCAAUCGGAUUAUUCGGUUGCAAUGGGACAUAAUGCCGGCCGUACGAAUCAGCAGGAAAAGUGUGUUGCCUUCGGAAGUGGUGCUGGUGAAGAGAACCAGGGUCAUAGCUCCGUAGCCCUAGGGCUAAAUGUGGGGAAAGUGAAUCAGGGAUCAGAAUCAACCGCCAUAGGGUACUAUGCGGGUUACGAAAAUAUGGGAGCUGGAAGUACAUGUAUUGGCAACCAAGCCGGAGAACAUUCGUGUGGUCCUAUGUCACUUACUGUGGGACAUCUUGCCGGCUCUGAUAAUGUCGGACCUGGAUCGGUUAUCAUCGCAUCACACUCGACCUUGGAAACCGCCCACAACAUUACACCGGUUGACAGUGUACAAUUAGACACGGUUUUAGCCGGUGUAGCGACGUUGAGACCCAAAAAGUUCGGAUACAAGGAAAACAUGUACCGUACCGACGACAUUCAAACGCGAGGACACACCGACGUACGUUAUUGCGGACUGAUUGCCGAGGACUUACUUGAGACAACGCCGUCGCUUGUUCAUACAAACGCUGACGGUGCAGCGAUUGAUAUCAAAUGGAACGAUCUAACGGCGUAUAUACUAGCGAUGCAGCAACGUAACGCAGAAGAUCUCAGGGGUAUAAUUACGAGCGUUUAA
Sphaeroforma arctica JP610 is the source of this 1770-nucleotide messenger RNA. RefSeq lists its product as hypothetical. Bases 1 to 1770 code for a protein of 589 amino acids. Lineage: Eukaryota; Ichthyosporea; Ichthyophonida. The record is from RefSeq and is a predicted model, not a curated record. The transcript is spliced from 3 exons.